Castor canadensis (American beaver) is the source of this 6940-nucleotide messenger RNA. The record is from RefSeq and is a predicted model, not a curated record. Lineage: Eukaryota; Metazoa; Chordata; Mammalia; Rodentia; Castoridae.
GCGGGCUGAGUGAGCUGCCGCCGCUGCUGCCGCCGCCGCCGCCGGGGGAGGGGCGGCCGCCGCCCGCCUGCGCUCAGAGACUCACGCAGCCCCAGUCCCGCCAGUCCGCCAACACAGUAGUGCCGGCCCCCUCCUUCCUUGGCCCUUCCCCCUCCCUGCCUUUGGCUCGCUCCGCCUUUCUGUCCCCCACCCCCACCUCACGGGUACGGGCCAUUCCCGGCCAGGAAACGCCGUGGCGCCGCGUUGGGCCUAACUCGAGUCUUGCUGCCUCCCGGGAGUGCCGUGCGCCGCAGCCCGGGCCCAGGCCCCGGCAGCGCCUGGGACAAGGAUCAUCAGCCUGCAUCGAAAAAUUCUGUUUCCUACCACCAAGCUUUGUGCAUGUCACAGCACAUAUAAUUUGUACUUUUCAUAGCUUCUGUGAAGGAAGUUGAUCUGCAGUUAAUAAUCAACCAUUUGGCCUUCGUAGUAUCCAAUGAGGGUUUUACUUACAAAGAAGAACCUGGAAGGACCUGUUGGCAAUUAGAGUGCCUCUGUAUUGGUCUUCAAGCUUCUGACAGAUAAUUUUGUGGGACUUCACAUUCAGAGGUCUAUAGAAAGGAUUCCUCAUGUCCAUAACAUGUUGGCUGAGGCUCUGCAGCUCACCCCCACUCCCAGAGUGGUUAGUCUCCAUUAAUUGGACCCCGUGAUUUCCACUCUUUGCUGUGUUGGACGUCAUGAGCAUUGCAAUCCCUCUGGGAGUCACCACACCAGAUACAUCCUACUCAGAUAUGGCUGCUGGAUCAGACCCUGAAUCUGUGGAGGCUAGUCCAGCAGUUAAUGAGAAGAGCGUGUAUUCCACUCAUAAUUAUGGGACCACUCAGAGGCAUGGGUGUCGAGGACUGCCUUAUGCUGAUCAUAAUUACGGAGCCCCUCCUCCUCCGACACCUCCUGCUUCUCCCCCUGUCCAGACGAUCAUCCCUCGUUCUGACCUGAAUGGCCUGCCGUCGCCCGUAGAGGAACGCUGUGGAGACAGCCCGAACUCUGAAGGAGAGACUGUUCCUACCUGGUGUCCUUGUGGUCUUUCUCAGGAUGGCUUCCUUCUCAACUGUGACAAGUGCAGGGGAAUGAGCAGGGGAGUUAUUAGACUUCAUCGGCGGAAGCAGGACAACAUAUCAGGUGGGGAUAGCAGUGCAACAGAAAGCUGGGAUGAGGAGCUUUCUCCUUCCACUGUGUUGUAUACAGCAACACAGCACACACCUACAAGUAUCACCUUAACUGUUAGAAGAACCAAACCCAAGAAGCGGAAAAAGAGUCCAGAAAAGGGUCGUGCAGCACCAAAGACGAAGAAAAUCAAGAAUUCUCCCUCUGAAGCACAGAAUUUAGAUGAAAAUACAACUGAGGGCUGGGAAAAUCGGAUAAGACUAUGGACUGAUCAAUAUGAAGAAGCUUUCACUAAUCAGUACAGUGCAGAUGUACAGAACGCCCUUGAACAACAUCUACAUUCUAACAAGGAAUUUGUGGGCAAACCUGCUAUUUUAGACACUAUUAAUAAGACUGAAUUGGCCUGUAAUAAUACAGUUAUUGGUUCCCAAAUGCAGUUACAGCUGGGAAGAGUCACUCGUGUUCAAAAGCACCGUAAAAUCCUGAGGGCUGCAAGAGAUUUGGCUUUGGAUACUCUUAUAAUAGAGUAUCGCGGGAAAGUCAUGUUACGGCAGCAAUUUGAGGUCAAUGGGCAUUUCUUCAAAAAACCAUAUCCCUUUGUGCUCUUCUACUCAAAAUUCAAUGGUGUAGAGAUGUGUGUGGAUGCUCGUACUUUCGGUAAUGAUGCUCGGUUCAUCAGAAGAUCAUGUACACCAAAUGCAGAGGUAAGGCACAUGAUUGCAGAUGGAAUGAUUCACCUGUGUAUCUAUGCUGUAUCUGCCAUCACCAAGGAUGCUGAAGUCACCAUUGCAUUUGAUUAUGAGUAUAGUAACUGUAAUUAUAAAGUGGACUGUGCCUGUCACAAGGGCAACCGGAACUGCCCUAUACAGAAAAGGAAUCCCAAUGCUGCAGAAUUGCCACUCCCACCCCUUCCAAGUCUACCCACCAUCGGAGCAGAGACCAGACGUAGAAAAGCACGGCGAAAAGAGCUAGAGAUGGAACAGCAGCAUGAGGCUCCAGAGGAAAAUAGUGAUCAACAACGGCAAGAAGUUCCAGAAAAAGUAACUGUAUCCAUUGAUCAUGAGGAAGUAGACAAUCCAGAAGAAAAAACAGAAGAAGAAAAAGAAGAGGUUAUAGAUGACCAGGAGAACCCAGCUCAUAGCAGGCGGACCCGGGAGGAUAGGAAAGUUGAAGCCAUCAUGCAUGCUUUUGAAAACUUAGAGAAAAGAAAGAAACGGCGGGAUCAGCCCUUGGAACAGAGCAAUUGUGACAUAGAGAUUACUACCACCGCUUCAGAGAUUCCUACAGAAGAGACAAAGACUGAGGCCACUGAGUCUGAAAAUAGCAACUUGGCUUCAAACAUUUCCAUCCCAAGCACCCCGCAAACUAUUGGUGUGAAUACCCGGAGGUCUUCCCAAGCAGGGGAUAUUGCUGUAGAAAAGCCAGUCACCAAACCACCUCCAGCAAAGCCUUCUAGGCCCCGACCGAAGAGUCGAAUUUCUCGGUACCGGACCAGUUCAGCCCAAAGACUAAAGCGCCAGAAGCAGGCCAAUGCACAACAGGCAGAGUUGUCACAAGCUGCCUUGGAAGAGGGAGGAAAUAACACUUCAGUAACUCCUACUGAAGCUGGAAGUAUAGACAGUUCAGGAGAAAAUAGACAAUUAACAGGAUCUGACCCAGCCGUAGUAACAAUUACUGGAUCUCAUGUCAACCGUACUACAUCUAAAUACCCCAAAACUAAAAAGUAUCUAGUUACAGAAUGGUUGAAUGACAAAGCAGAGAAGCAAGAGUGCCCUGUUGAGUGUCCUUUACGGAUCACUACAGACCCAACUGUGUUGGCAACGACCCUGAACAUGUUACCGGGUCUUAUUCAUUCCCCAUUAAUUUGCACCACCCCCAAACACUACAUUCGCUUUGGCUCACCCUUUAUGCCUGAGAGGCGACGAAGGCCCCUUCUGCCUGAUGGUACAUUCAGCUCCUGUAAAAAGCGCUGGAUAAAGCAAGCCUUGGAAGAAGGGAUGACUCAAACAUCAUCUGUACCACAAGAGACUAGAACUCAACACCUAUACCAAAGUAAUGAGAAUACUAAUUCUUCUAGUAUCUGUAAAGACAAUGCAGAUUUGUUGAGCCCAUUAAAGAAAUGGAAGUCACGCUAUCUGAUGGAGCAGAAUGUCACCAAGUUACUUCAGCCUUUGUCUCCAGUCACACCGCCCCCUCCCAGUUCAGGCUCAAAGAGCCCCCAGCUGACCACACCUGGCCAGGCUCACCCAGGAGAAGAAGAGUGUCGAAAUGGAUAUAGCCUCAUGUUCUCACCAAUCACGUCUCUGACUACUGCUAGUCGCUGUAACACUCCUCUGCAGUUUGAGCUUUGUCACCGAAAAGACCUGGAUUUGACAAAAGUAGGAUACCAUGACUCCAACACUAACAGUUGUGCUGACAGACCUUCCCUGCUCAACUCAGGUCAUUCUGACCUGGCUCCUCAUCCCUCUCUCGGGCCCACCUCAGAGACUGGCUUCCCAAGCAGGAGUGGAGAUGGACCUCAGACCCUCCUGAGAAACUCAGACCAGGCAUUUCGGACAGAGUUCAACUUGAUGUAUGCCUACUCCCCUUUGAACGCUAUGCCUCGAGCAGAUGGAUUAUAUAGAGGGUCUCCCCUAGUGGGGGACAGGAAACCUUUACAUUUGGAUGGGGGAUAUUGUUCCCCUGCAGAAGGGUUUCCCAGCAGAUACGAACAUGGUUUUAUGAAAGACCUCUCUCGUGGAUCCAUGUCACCUGGUGGUGAACGGACCUGUGACGGAGUCCAAUCUGUCCCCCAGAACCCACCACAGAGGAAAAAGGUAUCCCUGCUAGAGUACCGCAAGCGAAAACAAGAAGCCAAGGAGAAUUCUGGUGGGGGAGGUGACUCUGCGCAAAGCAAAAGCAAGUCUACAGGAGCUGGGCAAGGCAUCAAUAAUUCUGUUUACACUGGUACCCAUGGUGUGCAAGGAUCCUCAGUCCGAACCCCAUCAUCCCCUCACAAAAAAUUCUCCCCAUCUCAUUCCUCUAUGUCACAUUUGGAGCCGGUAAGCCCAUCAGAUUCCAGAGGCACUUCAUCUCACUGCAGACCUCAAGAGAAUAUCAGCAGUAGGUGGAUGGUUCCCACAUCAGUAGAGCGACUCCGAGAAGGAGGAAGCAUCCCUAAGGCCCUCCGAAGCAGUGUGAGAGUGGCCCAAAAAGGAGAGCCUUCUCCCACGUGGGACAGUAACAUCACAGAGAAAGACUCAGAUGGAGAAGGCCCAGAGACAUUGAGCUCAGCACUCUCUAAAGGAGCCACCGUUUACAGCCCUUCCAGAUACAGCUACCAGCUCCUGCAGUGUGAUAGUCCACGGACAGAAUCACAAAGCCUCCUUCAACAGAGUUCCUCCCCCUUUAGAGGACAUCCUACUCAAUCUCCAGGAUACAGUUAUCGAACUGCUGCACUGAGACCUGGAAACCCCCCCUCUCACAGUUCUUCAGAAUCAUCCCUCUCCUCUACGUCCUAUCCCAGCCCUGCCCACCCUGUGUCCACAGACUCUUUGGCCCCUUUUACGGGGACACCAGGGUAUUAUAGCAGCCAGCCACAUUCUGGAAACAGCACUGGCAGCAAUCUUUCAAGGAGGAGCUGUCCUUCUAGUGCUGCUAGCCCUACCCCACAGGGCCCCUCAGACUCACCAACCUCAGACUCAGUUUCUCAGUCCAGCACAGGAACUCUGAGUUCCACCUCCUUUCUUCAGAACUCUAGGUCGUCAUUGCCAUCAGACUUACGGACUAUCAGUCUGCCCAGUGCUGGGCAGUCAGCUGCCUACCAGGCCUCCAGGGUAUCUGCAGUUUCCAAUACACAGCACUUCCCACACCGUGGGAGUGGGGGUGUGCACCAGUACCGACUCCAGCCACUACAAGGAUCAGGAGUCAAGACUCAGACAGGACUUUCCUAGGGCUUCUGGAUAUGGGCAAACAGAACUGAACAAGCCCAUAGCUGCUUCCUUCCAGCUGCCUCUGGAACCUAGGCCGAGCUUAUUGCUGGGGAAGGGGGUUACAAGGUGCCAGAGGAUUAGGUCUGGUCAACAAGAAACAAGACUUGUGGUCUCGACUGGCCUCUGACCUUGGAGAAAGAUGUAAAUCUUGUCUGAAGCAGAGACUAUAAAGAAGUUUCUCCCUGCUGUUAAGGGUACAUUGUUGACAAACAAAUGGUGUUCCGGUUAGUAACGGUUCUAAGUGCAAUGAGUUGUGUUGAAGCUUCUGUCUCCCAUCCUUGCCUGUAGCCUGUAGUCACUUGUGCAGUGAGGACAUCUUUUUAAAUAAAAAAAAAUUUUUUUUUUUUUUUUCAAAGAAAAAAAGUGAAAAGAGCCAAUUUCAAAGCCCCAAGCCAUCUGAGUAGUGUUAACGGUUUUAUGCACUUAAGAAAAAAGGUAGGUAUAUAAAUGUUCACCCUAAGGCUCCAUUCCAGAAAUAGAUACAUGUCCAAGUUGAGUCCACCAAGAGUACUCCCUACCUUUGUCUUUAAAAAAAAAAAUCACCAGGUAAUAGGCCAGGAUAGUAAAGCUUGGAGCUUGCUCUGACUGAGGGAUGCCUGGCUCUCUGAAGAGACCUGGUAAUCAGCUCUUGAUUGUUUGGGAGCAGAUUAUCUGUGUAUUGAGCCCCAGCUGUUACCAUCCCACUCCUCCUUCCCAGGCUGUUUCACAGCUUAAUAACCCAUGAAGUAAGUAGAGAGGGGUGGAAUGAGAAGUGAGAUGGGCCGAUUACAUUGCUACUUACCAGCUUUGGGGAAUAGAUUUGAUUAGGAAGAAUCCCAAGUGGUCUUGGAAUACUUUGAAUUUUAUUUUUUCUACUCCCAGUCAAUCAGGAGUUGACGAUCCCAUGAGCAGGACCGCCUCCGUGAUUGGGGAGCACGCACUCAUGACUGCAGGGUAAAAGUGGGAAGAUAGGUUUGUGGAGUGGCACCGACAGGACUGUGAUUGUGUGUGGGCCUGCCCCACGUUUCUUUGGGGGAAUGCUUAUGUGAGAGUGGGCCAGUGAGAGAGUUACCAAGCCACCAUACCCCUAACAUUGUUCUGGAUGAGAGACGAGAGCAGACUGGCUUCUCCCCAUCAGUGCAUUGUGCCUGUUGUACACCCCUGGAGGAGCCCUAGAGCCAGCCCAGGUGGGGUACACAAUCUUUUAAAUUCCAUAUGGUUGCCAGCUUAUUUCUUUCACUUGUUUACUGUAAUAUCUGGCGUGUUUUUAUUUAUCUAAUUUUGUAUUCAGUUAUAACCAUGGUAGGGGUAGUGAAUAUAUGACAGGUGUAAUCCCUGGUGCUGCAGUGGACCUUCUUUUCUUUUGGACAAGAUAAUACUGUGAGUCUCCCCCCUUCCCUCUAAUUUUUUUUCUCCUUUUCCCCCCAGCCUCUUGCAUCCCCUUUUCUAUCCUGUCCUACAACUAUCAUAUGCACAGUCUUCUCUCUUUGUGUGUGACUGUUACAAAAUUUUACUUUUCAAAAUUGAAAUCAGGUGUUUGCUCAAAUGAGGGGAGAUUUUUAUUAUUAUUAUUUUAAUGCUGAGACCUCAGCAGAGAACUUUUCAUUUUGUUGCUUCCCCUACAAAUCCAUCAGUCUGGGAGAGCGUUGGGAGUAGAAUCAUGUUGCCUGGGAUGCCGGUUUCUUUGUAUAUUAUAUAAAACGUAUGUAAAUGUCUCUCCAUUUGGGCUGGGGUUUGCAUUCUUCUCUUGGCUAUUGGCCAAGGGGAGAGGCCAGCGGGCAGGCGGCCCUCACCCUGCCUGGCACGUGCAGAGACCCCAGCUACUCUGUGUGGGCAGGGUGCUGUCAAGA